This is a messenger RNA of Hevea brasiliensis (rubber tree), 1140 nucleotides long. Its product is annotated as putative proline-rich receptor-like protein kinase PERK6. The record is from RefSeq and is a predicted model, not a curated record. Gene Ontology annotation, molecular function: protein kinase activity; ATP binding. NCBI's taxonomy places the organism in Eukaryota, Viridiplantae, Streptophyta, Magnoliopsida, Malpighiales, Euphorbiaceae. The transcript is spliced from 5 exons. Gene Ontology annotation, biological process: protein phosphorylation. Bases 126 to 1028 code for a protein of 300 amino acids.
ACGCACUCCUCCGUCUAUUGUAAUACGUAGUAGCAUAUACGACAAGAAACCUCUGCGGCGACCGUCUAGUUACCGAUCGUUGUAGUCGUCUUGGUAGCACAACUAGAGCGAUUCUGCAACUUUUGAUGGGUUGCUUCCUGAGCAAGAACAGUACCCAGGAAGAUCAGCGCACUGACACUGGAGAUGGAUCUAAGUUCAACGCGCAGCAAUCUGCGCCUUCAUCUUUACAUCUAAGCACUGGUAGCCAAUCCUCAUUUCCGAGGGAGAAUCAACGAUAUGGACAGAGGCAAUCUGCAGCUCCCUCUGCCUCUCAGAAUUAUGAAGGAUAUGGACAGAGGCAAUCUGCGUCUUCAUCCUCAUUUCCUGAGGAGAUUCAGAGUCAUGCGCCUGUCUCUCAGAAUUAUCAAGUACAUCGACAGCCGCAACUACCAAAGACAACUGACGGUGGAACUAAGUCACCGGUUAUAGAUCUGAUUGCAUCUAGCUCAUCCUCAUUUCCUGAGGAGAAUCAAAGUCAUGCACCUGCCUCUGAGAAUGAUCGAAGAUAUGAGCUGAAGAAAUAUAGUUAUAAUGAACUAGCAAUGGCAACUGAUCAUUUCUCCAACAACGAAUUCCUUGGCGAGGGUGCUUUUGGUCAAGUCUAUAGGGGAACACUAGACGGAAAGGUGGUUGCUAUCAAGAAACUCAAAAUUAUACAGGAUCAUGAACAGCCGGAAAAUCUUCAAAAUCAAUUGGAGGAGAUUGAUGUCCUUAGCAUUGUGCGUCACCAAAAUGUUGUUAAACUGGUUGGGUACUGCAAUGAAGGAAGGAAUAGAUUGCUUGUUUUAGAGUAUGUUCCCAAUAGGUCCUUGAAAUUUCAUUUACACGGAAAGAAGCUUUUGGAAUGGUCAAUCAGAAUGAAAGUCGCUAUAGGCUCUGCUAAAGGGUUGCAAUACCUACAUGAAGAAUGUGGUAUCAAAAUCAUACAUAGAGAUAUAAAGACAGAUAACAUUCUUCUUGAUGAUGAUUUUGAACCUAAGGUAAGGUAAUCUAUAUAUUUUAAUAGGCAAAAGUCUUAAGAAAAUAUUCUAAAUUUUAGCAUCUUAUUUUAACUAAAUUGUUUAAUAAAAUUCUAAACUCAAAGAAAAUGCCUGAUGAAUU